Molecule: messenger RNA, 555 nt
Organism: Plasmopara halstedii
Lineage: Eukaryota; Oomycota; Peronosporomycetes; Peronosporales; Peronosporaceae
Exons: 1
Coding region: 99-398 (99 amino acids)
Source: RefSeq, a predicted model, not a curated record
UCGAAAAAACUGCUUGAUUGACAAGAAAUUAUCUUAUCGCUCUACGCGAGUUUAUUACGCUGAAAAUUAAACUUUUCUCAGAAUUAAUCUUGGGCAAAAUGCUCGUAUUGCAAACAACAGUCUUACACUCAUACCUCUACACAGUUUACACUACAGCUAGAAGUACGGCAAUGAGGCAGGAAACGUCAAGUGAGGAUGCUAAGAUCGACAUUAAUAACGAUGCCAACUCGGUAACCUCAGGUUUUAGACAUAACAGUAAAUUAAAGAUUUUAUCCUAUUUCUUGCAUCCCAGCCACGCUUCGACUUCUGGAUCACAAGGAUCACCGAUCCCACGAGCAAUUUGCCGUCGUCGCAUUUCAAUCGGAUACGGGUUUGCAGUGCAAGCUAUCGCCAUGUAGCGAGCAUUGUAGCACAUAGCUUGAGCAUUGCCACAUUGAUGAUACAUCGUUCCGUUGCAAGGAGCCAUGAUGUCUGGUGUUGGAGGACCUUCAAGAACUCCAGGCUGGAGAAUAGGCCCGCAAGUUGUAGCAUCAAAUUUCUCUACUGCAGCCCGCG